CACGAAGACCCCCGCCCCUUCCUGCCUCGCCUUCUCUUCCUCCCCACCGCCACCCGCGCGGCAGUGUGAUUCCAGAGAGCGCGGGCGCCGGCCGCAGCUGCAGCGUCAUCGCUGACUCUGAGCGGCCGCUUCGAGUCCAGCCUCCUCCCUCCCGGAACAGCGCGCGGCGGCACCGACCGACACCAGCGCCGGUUUCUGCGCGUGCGGCGGCGCUUCAGUCCGGCCCCGGAGCCUCGCGGCGCAGCAGUAGCAGCGCGAGCCGGCGCGCGUUGAGUAGCAGGAUCCGCCUCCCCCGCUCCCACCCCUCCUCCGCGCGGCGCGUCUCGCUCCGCGCUGCUGCAGAAACAAAGGAGAGGGGCCGCGGCGGCGCGAGCUCCUUGCCGGGCCGGGACUUGCCCCGCUCGCGCCGGGACAGCCACCCCUCCCCCCCCCGCCGCCGCCUUUGUCUGGCCUCAGCAGAACCGACCGCUCGCCCGGGGCCCUCGCCAGCGGCCUCUUCGAGCAGCACAGAAAUGGCUCAGGAGACGAACCAGACCCCAGGGCCCAUGCUGUGUAGUACCGGAUGUGGAUUUUAUGGGAAUCCUAGGACAAAUGGAAUGUGCUCCGUCUGCUACAAAGAGCAUCUUCAACGACAGCAGAAUAGUGGCAGAAUCAGUCCAAUGGGAACAGCCAGUGGUUCAAGCAGUCCUACCUCAGACUCUGUAUCAGUUCAGAGAGUAGAUGCUAGCUUAAACUGUGAAGGUGCUGCUGGCAGCACAUCUGACAAAUUAAGAAAUGUACCUGUUGCCGCCUUGCCCGUAACACAGCAAAUGACAGAAAUGAGCAUUUCAAGAGAGGAAAAAGUAACACCGAAAACAGAGACAACAGAGCCAGUUGUUACUCAACCAAGUCCAUCAGUAUCUCAGCCCAGUACUUCUCAGAAUGAAGAGAGUGCUCCUGAAUUGCCCAAGCCAAAGAAGAACAGAUGCUUCAUGUGCAGAAAGAAGGUUGGCCUUACAGGGUUUGACUGCCGAUGUGGAAACUUGUUUUGUGGACUUCACCGUUACUCUGAUAAGCACAACUGCCCAUAUGACUACAAAGCAGAAGCUGCAGCUAAAAUCAGGAAAGAAAAUCCAGUUGUUGUGGCUGAAAAAAUCCAGAGAAUAUAAACUAAACUACUUGUGAAAAGACUGACUUUGUUUUUAUUUUAAUAUAUCCUAGGAAAACAUUAAAGAGCAGAUGCAUGGCCAUUUUCUUUUGAUGUUCUCCAGAGUUUUACUUUAGUCUUGUCUGUCUUAUUGAUAUUUCAGGAUGUUUGGGUGUUCGUUACAGGCAGAAUUGGAUAGAUACAGCCCUUUUAAAAUGUAUAUGCCCUCCCCAGAAUAAAAUUGGAUUAAGACCUGCACAGGACGUUAUAAAUGCACAGAGGACAAAUUGUCUAGUUCGCAUGUGCCAAACAAAUGUAUCAAAUCUGCGUGUCUGCAGCAGAUCUGCCUUUUGGGAAUGUAAUUGAGGUAUAUCAUCUUUAGCUAGUGUUAUGUGCCUGUUUGGGGGAAAAAGAUACACCAGAAAAAAGUUGGCAGUCUACUUCUACCAUAGUUAAAUCUUCUAUCUUUAAUUUCCACAAUUCAUUGUUUUGAAGCAGAAUGUGAGCUCACAUAGGGGAUCCACCUUACAUAGAGGAGUGUUGGUGCCAUAUUUAAGAUAUAGUUAAUGUUUAAUAAAUGCAGCGGGAAAAGUGAGAAAUUGAUACUUAAAGGGAUCCUGGAAAUGACUACGUUAUAUAGUUCAGAACAGGUUCCCAAAGGAAAUGCCCUCUUAGAAACUUCAUGAACUGGCCUGCAACAGAAGGUUUGUCUGCUUUACUCUUGCAUAGCUAAAAAUGUUGUGUAGCAGAAUGCUGUAAGAUUUUUAUUUACAAAAGAAAAAAAGCUGUUUGUUUUUAGAUUUACCACAGCAGCUAUAUCAAGUAACAAUAUGUUGGAAUCUAAGUUGCAAAGAUGUUUGAGCAGUUUAAUUUUUCAUGUAUCUUCAUGUUGGGUUCAAGAGAAUAAGAGCUUUUUUAUUUAAUAGUUUCUUAAAUAAAAUAAGGUGGCACCAUUCUGCAUGGAAAACCAUACCCAACAUGGCUGCUGUAGACUUAAGUGGUACCUGGCACCACUCUGAGGGCUGCUUUAUCAUUUUUAAUUGUAUUUGGGUGUAGGACUGUAGUGUUCUUGGGUGUAUUGCAUGGGCUGCAUUAUCUACAGCAUUGUACAAUAACUCUAGAAAAGGCAGUAUACUUCACUGAUGCUUGUCUGGUAAUAUCACUUCUGUGUUAUAAUGGAAGUUUUUUGUGAUGUAUGAAACUUGUUUUUUAUAUAAACCAGUACAGUUUAGACUAGUGUUGUGGUAAUGCCUGUUCUCAUCUGUAAAUAGUUAACUAUGUACACAAGGCUCUACUUCUGAUUUUUAUUGCAGUGUUCAGUCUUAGUUUUUACUUCACUAUUAAAAGCAUCAGGUUUUUUGCUUUAACUUUGUCCUCCAGUUCUGAGUUAUUAGAUAUACAAAUGUGUACAGAUAGUUCAUAUUUAUGUAUUGCACAUAAUCAUGCUACCCAGCAUCUAUGCUAUGUUGUAUUAUGUAAAUAAUAAAAUCAUGUACAGAGGGAAAUAA
Molecule: messenger RNA, 2634 nt
Organism: Chelonia mydas (Green sea turtle)
Lineage: Eukaryota; Metazoa; Chordata; Testudines; Cheloniidae
Gene: ZFAND5
Product: zinc finger AN1-type containing 5
Exons: 6
Coding region: 513-1148 (211 amino acids)
Molecular function (GO): DNA binding; zinc ion binding
Source: RefSeq, a predicted model, not a curated record